Molecule: messenger RNA, 1508 nt
Organism: Colletotrichum phormii
Lineage: Eukaryota; Fungi; Ascomycota; Sordariomycetes; Glomerellales; Glomerellaceae
Exons: 1
Coding region: 50-1492 (480 amino acids)
Source: RefSeq, a predicted model, not a curated record
CUGCAUCGACAAGAAGAGCAGCGCCGAGCUCUCCGAGGCCAUCAACUCCAUGUUCGCCUGGUACCGCGGCGCCUCCAUCUGCUACGUUCACCUGGAAGACCUCAAGCCCGGUGGGACAAGGGUCGAUCUACGUCAGUGCCGGUGGUUCACGCGGGGCUGGACGUUACAGGAGCUGCUGGCGCCCGCGGAUAUGACGUUUUACGAUAGCACGUGGGAGCCCAUCGGGACCAAGGAGACUCUGGCGUAUUCCAUUGCUUCCAUCACGGGCAUCGACGUCGACGUCCUCAUUUACCCGCAGACCCUCUCCUCCGCCUGCGUCGCCAAGAGGAUGUCGUGGGCGUCUAGCCGCCAGACGACGCGGACCGAGGACACGGCGUACUGCCUUCUCGGCAUCUUCCAGAUCCACAUGCCUCUGCUCUACGGCGAGGGUCACGAAGCCUUCCGCAGGCUACAAGAGGAAAUCAUGAAGGUCUCGACGGACCAGAGCCUUUUCGCGUGGGACUGGACCGAGAAGACGAUGGACCCCCGCCGCGACCUCUGGGUCACGCUGCUGGCGCCGCACCCAUCCGCAUUCUCGGGUUGCGGACAGGUCGUGAAAUGCAGAACCGCCGCGGACGACAACUGGUCCCUCGUAAAGGAAUUCACAAUGACGAAUCUAGGUUUGAGCAUGACGCUGCCCCUCAUCAGAACAGCCUCCUCGACGACAGUCUACGCCGCCAUCAACUGCAAACACGACAUCAAGAACCACGACGAUACAGUCAUUUGCAUCCCGCUCUGGACCACGUCCUUCACAUCAACAUUUGGACGGCACAGGUCCAGACCGCAGGCGAACCUCCCGAUCCCGCUGGCCAACGUAUCCAUGCCCGCCCGGUACGCCGCGCGCCGCCGACAGCAGGCCAGCCGCGGUUCUUCAUUGGUCUCGGUUUCUUACUUCCCGCGCUUCUCCGAACUGCCGGGCUUCAAAAUGUCAAGGUCCUUUCAGAAACAGGUUCUGCCGGCAUACGACGUCGAGCGCGGCAGGACGCCAGAGUUACUGUUCCAGCUGUUCUCGUGUAACGACGCGCUGACGUCGUGGCAGGUUGGCGACGACGCGGAGGCCGAUCCGCAGGAGUACCUGCAGACGGCGGCGCACGCGAGCAAGACGUUUGCGGGGAAGGAGGUUCAUGCCUUUUGUGUGAAUCUCGUUCAUCACGGCAGCAGCUUCAACGGACCCAACGGCGCCGGGGCUAAGCCGCGACGGUGGUGUCUCAUCAUCAUGUGGUGCGAGGCGUCCGGGUGGAAGAGGGUGUUUUUCAAAGAGGACAAGGGCAAGAAGGUCUCGCCGGAAGCGGGGAAGCGGUUCAUGGACUUUUUGCUCGAGACGUCGUGGUUUGCGUUGCACGGGGAUACUGCUGCGUGUGAUGGGUUGAAGGUUGAGGUUGGGAUGAAGCAUGAUCCGCCGAGGGAUGGGUAUUGUCCGGUGGUGCCUUUGUAUUUUGAUAAAGAUUAUUAAUUGAUUAAUAUCCCAU